AUGGGUAUACUUGAUUCAUUAAUUGAAUGGCUUGGUCUUCGUCGACGAGUAGUUAAUGUAUUAGUUGUUGGUCUUGACAAUAGUGGUAAAUCAUCACUUUUAAAUUUUUUACGUCCACGUGAAGCUCAAACUGAUGAUAGAACGCCAACAGUUGGUUUUAAUGUUGAACAUUUUUCAUAUAAUGGACUUUCAUUUUCUGCAUUUGAUAUGAGUGGACAAAGUCGUUAUAGAACAUUAUGGGGAAAUUAUUAUCGUUCAACAAAUGGUAUUAUAUUUGUAAUUGAUAGUUCAGAUAAAGGACGUAUUCUUAUUGCUCGUGAAGAACUUCAACAAUUACUUUCACAUCCAGAUAUAUCAAAACGUAAUAUUCCUAUUUUAUUUUUUGCUAAUAAAAUGGAUAUACGUGAUGCAUUAUCAGAUGUAGGUGUAUCAUCUGCAUUAACACUUGAAAAUAUUAUAAAUAAAUCUUGGUAUAUAUGUUCAAGUAAUGCACUUACAGGAGAAGGUGUUGUUACUGGUAUUGAAUGGUUGAGUUCAGCAAUUAAAACUUCAUUCGAGCAAGGAAAAAACUAA
Molecule: messenger RNA, 573 nt
Organism: Rotaria sordida
Lineage: Eukaryota; Metazoa; Rotifera; Eurotatoria; Philodinida; Philodinidae
Source: the annotation of a GenBank genome assembly